CCCGGACCCCCCGAACCGGAGCCGCCCCCGGCCCGGCCCCGCUCCCUCGGCCCCGGGGGGGGCCCGGACCCGCCCCGGCCCCGCCGCCCCGGCCCGGCAGGAUGAUCAAGCUGUUCUCGCUGAAGCAGCAGAAGAAGGAGGAGGAAUCGGCGGGCGGCACCAAGAGCUCCAGCAAAAAGGCCUCGGCCGCGCAGCUCCGCAUCCAGAAAGACAUCAACGAGCUGAACCUGCCCAAGACGUGCGAGAUCGAUUUCUCGGACCAGGACGAUCUGCUGCACUUCCGCCUGCUCAUCUGCCCCGACGAGGGUUUCUACAAGGGCGGCAAAUUCGUCUUCAGCUUUAAGGUGGGCCAGGGCUACCCCCACGACCCCCCGAAGGUGAAGUGUGAGACGAUGGUGUACCACCCCAACAUCGACCUGGAGGGCAACGUGUGCCUCAACAUCCUCAGGGAGGACUGGAAGCCGGUGCUGACCAUCAACUCCAUCAUCUACGGCCUGCAGUACCUGUUCCUGGAGCCGAACCCCGAGGACCCCCUGAACAAGGAGGCGGCCGAGGUGCUGCAGAGCAACCGGCGCCUGUUCGAGCAGAACGUGCAGCGCUCGCUGCGCGGGGGCUACGUGGGCGCCACCUACUUCGAGCGCUGCCUCAAGUGACCCCGGCGAGAGAAACCCCGCAGGAAACGACCCCAAAAACAUCCCACCCCCAACCCCCUUCCUCCCCCCCGCGCCGAGAAACCGAAUAAAAACCUGCAA
Messenger RNA from Vidua macroura (Pin-tailed whydah), 752 nucleotides. RefSeq names its product ubiquitin conjugating enzyme E2 M (gene UBE2M). The record is from RefSeq and is a predicted model, not a curated record. The coding region runs from base 102 to 653 and encodes 183 amino acids. NCBI's taxonomy places the organism in Eukaryota, Metazoa, Chordata, Aves, Passeriformes, Viduidae. The transcript is spliced from 6 exons.